This is a messenger RNA of Diversispora eburnea, 934 nucleotides long. The record is from the annotation of a GenBank genome assembly. Lineage: Eukaryota; Fungi; Glomeromycota; Glomeromycetes; Diversisporales; Diversisporaceae.
AUGAUAGAGAAAAUUGGAAUCCUAGUAGUGAAAAACAUUAAAUGUACUUUAAACCAUAAUGUAAUACACCAACGGCUUUCAUUUUUACACAAAAGAAGAGUUUGUUUAACAGUCCAAUAUGGGAAUAACGAAAAGUCUACCAAAUCUGCUCGACUAAAAGAUCAUGAUGGAAGAAAGGAAGCCAAUUAUACUGAAUCAAUCACCCUUCUUGUUACCGAAGCUGCCGGAGAAUUCAAGAUAACUUGUCACGAUGGAAAUGAUGUCGGACCUAUUUUGGGUAUUACUAGAGACACCCUCACGGACGUCCUUAAUGAAAAUGAGCCACCUGAUAAUGAUAUAGGCAAUGGCAGAAAAGUUCAACUGGGACUAUUUCGGAAUAAAGAAAAUGUUGGUGGGGUAACAUUAUACCUCAUGUUUCUCGCAAUGGAAGCGCCCAAAGAACGUAUGCGACAACUCGAAGCAUUACGUGGCCAGAUAAUUGGGAUAAUGAUAAUUGAUAAUAUCAAAGUGAAAAAUCUUAAUGGACACAAGGGUUGUUUACGGGUGAUUCUUGGGAAUGAAAAGGAAAGCACCGAAAAAUACUUCAAUACUACUGACACUGAAUGCCCACAUGGGAUCAUUCUCCCGGUUGUGGCUUCUCCCGAUUCCGAUUUUUCAAUGCUGCUGCAAAUAUACUACUCCAGAACUGAAUUUGGGGAUCAUCGGAUUAAUUUUUCCUCCCAACAUGAGGAUCUUUGGAUAAAACUCAUGAACAGUGGUCAGGUUUCCGUUCCGGAAAUCUCAUUUUACACUGGAAGUAAUUUAGCUGCCACGAGAAAGAAGAAUCUUUCCAAUCCAACAAACGAAAAACUUGAUUGGUAUGGGGAAUGUUUUAUGGUAUUAUUAGAUAACACUUUCUUUGAUAUAAAAAAUUAUCCACAUCGUAGUGAAGCAA